CCCUUGAUAAUGUGAACUUAAGUUAAUUGUGUUCCCCCACCCCGCACGCGGCCCUCCGCUGCCCACACUCGCGAACCUUCCCGCCCGGACGCCGUACAGCGGUUGGUUGCGAAACAGCACACUGCCUACGACAUGGGGAACCAUCUACAUCUUGGCCUACCAUACGGAUCCACAUGUUUCCUCAUGGCCUACAAAACGAGAAAGAACGCUGCUGUUGCUGCUGUUGCUGAUGCUGCUACCGCGGACAUGGCCGAACGCAUGCAUUCACUUCGCGACAUUGGCAGGCAAAUAGAAGGGGUAAUGCAAAAGGUCUGUAGAAUACCUCCCCCACACCGGUACGCGAGACGCAAAUAUCGACAAACCAUCGACGUCCCUGCCAUCCCUGCACACUCGCAAACCCAUGCGCACUGGUAGGCAAGGAUUUUCACCUGUAAUACUGUGCUCUGCCCUAGAACGACUACGGUACGAAAGGGACACACGCGAGAACGAUCCUCACAUAUUACUUGAGGACUUGGCACAAACAAGAACUCCAUGCUCAACAUGUCAUCAAAACUCAACACCACAAGCACCAUGUGCGAGCCGGAACAAGACCCUACACAACAAAAACUUAAGGAUGUAGCGGCCCCGAGCAGCCUUGGAGCGGCUACCUGUAGCUUCACCCUAGGAACUAACAUGAGCCCGAUGCUAGAGGUUCUCAAGUGCGGCUAUCCAGCACACCCGGUACACCCGGCACUGAACCAAGUAUGCCUUCUUACCGCCUUGUCGACGGGAGAGAGGAUUCCAUCGCCUGAGGACGCCGGUACCCAUACGUGUCAGCUUAUAUGUAUCGAAUUUUCUGAGGGACUAGGGUGCUCAACGCACCGAAUCACCAGCCUCGGGCUGACGGAACAAAAAACAAUACAUAAGCGCUUAGAAUAAUGUUUUGUUGCAUUCGAAAACAAACACCAGUCUUCGGGGAAAACACACGCUACCCCCGCAUUUUUCACCUGCAUCGCUUCCUUUUUCGCUGGUUUUCUCCUGCGAAUCGGGCGAAGCAAGCAAUAGGGUUGGUCCAUGUCCUGGCUAUCAAAAACACAUACCACAAAUUCAUCCACGCAAAUUAUCGACCUUGCGUAUCAAUACCAUCUUCACCGACACACGCAACCCGGCCCCCUCAAAAGUCCACCCAACAUCUACGCAGAUCUACGCACGUACGCCAAGUGCACUCACACUGCUGCUCUAAGGAAAACAGGAGUACCCCCGCCCCACCCGUCGCAGAAGGGAGACACGAGACUCGGGUGCAUUCUUGAGGCGAACAAAGAGCAGCACGCACGCUACACCCCAACAAAAAAGACACGCACAAUUCACAAAACAAAACAAGGAAGACGCACCGCGGAGUGCUGGACUCGCCCGGCCUUCGUGAAACGCUCUCCGUACAAACACCCUGUCUUAUUUUCAUCAAAUAGCGGCGUAAAAACCGAACUUCUGCGCACAGCAGUGCAAAAGUUAAAACCAAGACUAGAAACCGAUCGUCAAAAUAAAAAAAUACACAUUCCAGAUACAUUCAAAGACGAUAUUUUAUGCCCAGAGACGCAUAACGCCUGGAUCCUGACCAGGCACACCACGCCUUGAUGUCAUCGGAUACAAAAUAACUCGCACAUGACAUCAGUAAACCAGUACCGUAGAUCAUGACGUAAGACAUCACACACCCCUGGAUCGUUUUUCACAGCUCCAUUGAUCUACGACAAAGAGGCUGUACAACUGCAACGUUUCGGAAGAUCCUCGAUUACAAGACGGUUCCGACCGCCGCUAAUCUCGCACCGCCACCUAUUCUGCUGGGGAUAUAUGCCGGGCUUCGAAAAUGAGCCCAGGAGGUGUGAUAUCUCUUGAUAACAUGCUGCACUCACUUGCUGAUGCGAACAACCAACGAAGCGGAACACUCUCGGUUGGCUUUCUGUCACCUCAGACCGCCAGUAUCGCUCACGAUACUUGCGCAAUCAUCUCCUACCGUAAUCCCGAUAACAACACUAGGUUUUUCCUGAUAGCCUCCAACACCACCGGUGCCGCCGCUGUCAACCAAACUAGGCGCGAACACCCCUCCCCCCCCGCCCCUAACAAACAAGAUAUUCCAAUACACCGGCGUAUCGCAUCCUAUAGAUAACAGGCAAACGGGGGACGCCGCAUCACGACCAGGCAACACCCGAGCCCACGAAUUCGCGCAAACCGUGUUCCGUCUUUCUCGCGGCUAAGAAAAAGGUGCACGCGAGAGGUACACCCCGUGCCGUCUUCUCCACCACUGUACCCCGGCCUUCCACUGUCUGUUCGCCAAAUAAAAGUACUUCCGAGAGGUACACCCGGUGCCGUCUUCACCGCUAGCCCGGCCCACAACCUUCUCGCCGAAAAAGGGUACACCAGAGAGGUAAACACCGUGCCGUCUUCUCCGCUAGAGGCCAACCUAUUCAUAGGGGAAGAGGUACACGGCAGAGGUACACACCGCGUCAUGCCUUCCCCGUCCGUCGCCAAUAAACAGGCAAGAGAGUGGAGAAGAGGUACAACACCAAAAGAGGUACAAUACC
Molecule: messenger RNA, 2555 nt
Organism: Ectocarpus sp. CCAP 1310/34
Lineage: Eukaryota; Phaeophyceae; Ectocarpales; Ectocarpaceae
Source: the annotation of a GenBank genome assembly